Sphaeroforma arctica JP610 is the source of this 606-nucleotide messenger RNA. RefSeq lists its product as hypothetical. The annotation marks the transcript as partial. The record is from RefSeq and is a predicted model, not a curated record. NCBI's taxonomy places the organism in Eukaryota, Ichthyosporea, Ichthyophonida. The transcript is spliced from 3 exons.
GUGGACCAUCCCUACACCCAAGACUCGCACAGCUCCAACCGACACACCGACACCGACGCCAUUGAACAGUUCACCGCAGAGGAAAGUGAAGAUGCGAUUAAUUCGCGCACACAAGCUAUUAGCAAAUAUCUUUCCGAGCAUCAUCAGGGCAAGAGUGUGCCUGAGGAUGUUUCUGAGAGUGUUGAGACGAGCGCCCUGAGGUCCUUGAAGUCGCCUGAUGCAAUCACUUGCUAUAUCGGGUUGGCCGAGUGUGCGUGGUCGCGCGCAGGCAACGCACAGCUCUACACAGCAGCCGCGGGAUGUCUGGAGGAACUGUCUCUGGGGCUGCCCAAUCAUUUCUCGUCUAUUUAUAGCACGCGAGUUGAUUGGCUGUUGCAGUUCACCACGAGUUCUGAUUGGGUGUUGCGCCGGCGGGUGUGUACUGUGUUGGCGGUGGUCGUGAGCCUGAGCGAUGAGUGCGACAGUGUCGUAGCGAUUAUCAAGCGACUUCGGGAGACCAGCGCAGAGGUGAGAGAUGAACGCCAGAGGGACAAGGCUUUGGGAGCAAUUACCGCACUGUCCUGUAUAGUAGGUCGACACGGACUUAUGACCAGCCAAGGUGAAAAA